CGUAUAAUCUAUUUGCGGAAGCCAACGUUUUACAAGCAAACAGGACCGAAAUGAAUAUAAUAUCAACAGUUUGUUGGUGCAACGUUUGGGACAAGAACACCAUCGUGAAUGUGGGUCCCGAUGUCCUGUGCCUGCGGAAUGGCAAUGCGAUCAAGUUCGUCCACAUGCAAACGAAGGCAGUUAGUUUCUUCAAGGCGGAGACGGUGUCCACGGGUCUAAGUAUCAGUUGUUUUACUGGCCACAACCGCUUUCCGCUUUUCGCCUUUGCCGAGGUGGUGCUGAUGCCAAAUAUCUUUAUAUACCGCUAUCCGGAUAUGGCCAAGUUUAGCUUGAUUCCCCCUCACUUGGUAAGCUACACUGACAUCCGGUUUUCGGAGCUCGAUCUACUGAUCGCUGUGGGCGGCUAUCCCGACUAUUGCCUCUGCGUUUUCAACUACCGUACGGGAACCUUGGUCCUGGAGCAAUCCACCAAUGUGCCCACAGUGGAGCGCGGUAUUGUGAUUAGCUUCACCAGCCUGCCCAGCAUCAUUCAGUUGAACAAACAGGACAUGACCAUCAUGUGCUACGACAUCUGCACCGUUGAAAAGGAGUCCUUCCUGUACAAGGUGGCCGAAGUGGAGCUGGGCAAAAAUUUCCUAAAGUCCUGCUACCGAUGCCUGACCUUCGGCGAGGACAACACCCUGUACGCCACCAACGAUUUUGGCCAUCUGCUCUCAGUGGAUGUGGCCUGUUUCGCCCUAAAGCCACAAUGGCAGCCCGCAUCCGCUGCCGCUUCCGAUAUCGAUGUGGAAAGAAUGCCCCGCCCCCACGGCCUCACCUAUCACAAGUCCGGAUUCCUCAUCUGGAACAGCUCUACCGCAUACUUUGUGAAGAAAAAGGCGGGUGUCUUCAAGCUCGAGUGGGAGUUUGAGGGCCGUUUGAACGAGGUGGUCCGCUUCCUGAGCAACAACAAUGGCGAAAUCUACGCCGAGCGCCGCCCUGGACACAUUGACCAGGUGGUGGUGGACGGCAAUGGAUCGGUAUCGAUAGAGAACGUGGUGCCCACCGGAAAACCGGUGAUUACCUUUCGAGUGCUGCAGGGACUUAAGGACGAGUGCGUUUGCGUGUUGCACGAUGAAGGAGUGGCCAUGAUGGACCUGGCUAAAGGUCACACCCUGUGCGAAGUGCCCGUUCCGGGCGCAACGGCCAUGUGCAACCAUCGCAGCUUGGCCCUGGUGGUCGUGGGAACGUUCGAUGCCAGCAUCGUUUUGAUCCACUUCGAGCGGGCCGGCUUGCCCCAUGUUCUGUGCGAUCUCAAAAUGGAGACGGCAGCGGUGGUGGGACUGGAGUUCAACGACAGCUGGGUGGUGUUCCAGGAUCAGAUGAAGGUGCUGCACGUGGUUCAGGUGGACAACAGGCCGCACAAAUUGACGCAUUACUUCGAGAUGAACACGCCGGAACUGGCGCAGGUCUUUAUCCACACCUUUCUGCUGGCCGACGGACCGCGCCUGAUGGUCUUCAUCAAUCGGGAUCAUAGCAUGAAGCGUCCUGGCUUCGCCACCGAGCUCUGGCUCUACAAUUGGGGCAAGGAUAAGCGUCUUCACAGGCGCGAAUAUAUCCUGCCGAGGCAAUACGGCUUCUUCUGCGUCCAGGCGCCGGUUGGAAGAUGGUCACUGAUCGAGAUCGUGGCCACUGAGUACAACAACUUGAACUUUGACCAGUUCGCGUUGAACGAGAAGGAUGAGCUGCAGUGGAUCGCCUCCACUAAGUCGGGGCACUUUAGCUAUAUUCUCGGUGCUGGCAUGACCAAACACUUGGUCACCUGGAGUCUGGGGGGCAUCCUUGUGCACUUCAAGCAGCACAAGCGGGCCAAGAAGCCGUUUAUGAUCUGCCGAUUUCUCAACUUGGGCAUGCAAACGGAGUACAUACUGCGGGUGAAGGAGUGCUUUAAUUCCAAGUACCUCAUUAUCCUUUUGGCCAACAAGAGCAUGCGAGUAAUGCGUCUGCCCUCUCUGGCGGACUUUGUUCGUGAAAACUUGGCCUUAAAAUUGCCCACGGAGGAGGGCAUUCCCUGUUUCAUAGAGCAGACAACGCACAAGGUGGAUAUGUUUGUGCCGCUGAGUCAGCGGCAGGAGGUCAAGGAGGAGUACUCCAGGGCGGAUUUAAUAAAGCGCGAGAAGCUGUUAGCCAGCAUCAAGGACUUUGCCGCCAAGGUGACGGCGCUAAUCGACUACGAUAUCUCUAAGACGGGCAAAACCCAAGGCAUCUUCAAGAAGUUCUGCUUCCACUACCGCUGGCUGGACGCUCUCACGGCGGAGGCCCAAAAACUAUGUGCCUUGGAACGGGAAUCGCUGGAACGAGCCAUCGAGGAUCAGUCAAGGAUUCGCGACUGGAUACUGCGCCUGGUAACCCGUGAGGCAGUGAGCAUUAACUAUCGUGUGCGCUCCAUCUUCGCAGAUGCCAACUUCGAGAGCUUCUCCGUGCGGAGGAAGGUGGAAAUGUCUGAGUUCGAUAAGUAUCGGUUCUACGACCUGGAGGACCAUUUACGCCUCUCUCUGGGCUCGUUCGAGGAGGAGGAAGCGCCUGCUGCGGCCGCUGGCGGCCAUGGUCCGCCUCCUGCCAUCGAGGAUGGUGAGCUGGGCGAGGAGGAGCACGUGGAAGUGGUUACAGGACUGCGCGAGCUCAAGCCAUUUGUGGUGGAGGGACCCAGUGUCUACGAGCACAUAAUGGCGCCUGUCUUUCAGUUGCAGGACAAGAACCUGGUAACCUCCAACCAGCUGUUCAACUAUAACUGCAAAAUCCGCUACUAUCUGAACGAUCCGCUGAAGCAGGAGUUCAACAAACUCUUCCACGAGGCGCAGCAACUCAAGCAGGACACCAUCGACAGCGUGGUGAGCACUAACUUGGUGCUCACCAAGAUCUACGACAAUAUGAACAUUAUGCUGCGUCUGCUCAAUAUGGAUCAGUUUAAGCCACCUGAACUCACGGUUCCUUCGCUGGCGCAGGAUGAGGUAAUCAAGCAGAUCAUGGAGGUGGACGACUCCGAGGUUAAGGCGGUGAACCGGCGUAAGCCCAAGACAAUCGAUACUGGCGGCAAGAAGGGCAGACUGCUGCUCUGGAGCAAAGAGUUCUGGUCGCGGGCUCUCAUUGUGAUGAUGGACGGGGUGCUGGAGAAACUGUGGGAGGAGGAGAUCAAGAAGGACAUACCCGAGCCGGAGUUCAUGCAGAAGAAGCAGCCGCACGAGUUUAAUCUCGAGGAGCAGAAGAUAUUCCGGGCCUACGAGGAGGCAGUUCAUCUAUUGGAACUGGACCGCCGCAAGUACCUUCGAAUCCUGCACGAGAACGAAGAGAAAACGCUGGCCCUGAAGGCCUCCCAGAUCUUAAAGCUCAACCAGCGCGGGCAACUACGCAUGCUCACCCUCGAAAAGAUCAACUUCGGAAGGGUUCAGCUGCGGAAACGCUUCAGCAUGUUCCGCAAGGACAUCGACAAGUUGAACGACUACAUGACACGGUAUAGCAACCUACUCGAUUUCUAUGACAAGGCCUUUCUCGAUGUGAAAACGCGACUGGAGGCUCAACAGACCCGCGAUCGUGCCGUCGAGCGCCAGUUUCGCAGUCAAUUUCUGCCCUUGGUCCCACAUGCCACCCACGAGAUGACGAAGCUCUUCAAGAAGCGACCCAAACUUCCCGGCAAGAUCUUCAACUCGGUACUCAUCUGCAUGGAGGCCUCGAACAAGCUGAGCGGAAAGCCCAGUCACCGUACUCCCUUUCCGCUGCCCGACGAUGUCCUGGAGUUCCUGAACUAUCUCGUCGAGUUCGAUCAACCAAAACAUUGUCCGCCGCAGGUGGAUCCCAAGUCUUGGGACACCUUUGUCAAGCUGCGUCGCCAGAAGACUGAAAGUGAGUUGCGACUGAAGGGCAUUGGCUACCAGCUGCUCGACAGCCAAGCGCUCCUGGGUGUCCUCAACAAGGACCUCGCGGCGCUCAAGGAGUCCAAGGUCCUGACUCAGCGUAAUUCCGAAGAGAGCAUCCAAACUUAUGUAGAAAAGAUGACAAACAUGACCAUCCAGUUGACCCUCACAAUGGGUCAAGUUGAGGUCUCGGUUAUGGGCCAGUUCACAAAGCUCUCCAAUACAGUUCUCAUGCACGUGGAUGACAUCAACGAUGUGAAUCGCCAGAUUCAGGAAGCUGGAAACAAGAAGAUUAAAGCCAUGCAAAGAGUGGCCGUAUUCAGGCGUCAGGUCAUCUUCAAGGAAUGGGAACACAAGCUGUACAAGGCCAACAUAGCGUAUCUGAAAUACAUGCUGGAUGCCAUCGAGAAAUGCAAAGUCUCAAUGGAGUUCCUCAAUAUCCUACGCAAUUGGGAAAAGGUCAAGACAGAGCGACAGAAGUAUAUAGCCGGAGCUAUCGAACGAGUGAUUGAGCAAAAGAUAGCAGUAUUCAAGAAAAACAUCGAGCGUGUCAACAUUAAAAUCGAUGCCGUGAAGGCACAGACCUUGGAGAUAAAGCGCAGCAGCCACGCCAUCGACUUCAAAAUCGAGCGUAUCAAGGUGGACGUCACUUUCCAGAACACAUUGCGAGAUACGAUGAUGGAGGACAAGCGGGAUCGUGAGCAGCGGGAGCGAAUGUCGCAGAUUAAGACCCAUCGGCAGCUCAUGGAGAACGUCCGCCGCCACUACGCCCAUGUGCUGGAGCUGCAGACGAUUCUGGAGCUACUGCGUCUGCGAACCUACCCCACGUUGGGGCCACCCCUGCCCCAAUGUCAUCCGCCGGUGCCGGAGCACAUUCUCAGUUCGGUGCCCUAGGAGAGCUCCGACCCGACUAAGUUCUAGCCACUUGGCGAAAUAGCAAUUAAAUAUUUUCAUUCCGCCAAA
Messenger RNA from Drosophila erecta, 4853 nucleotides. RefSeq lists its product as uncharacterized. The coding region runs from base 51 to 4784 and encodes 1577 amino acids. Gene Ontology annotation, cellular component: axoneme. Gene Ontology annotation, molecular function: protein binding. The transcript has 10 exons. The record is from RefSeq and is a predicted model, not a curated record. Lineage: Eukaryota; Metazoa; Arthropoda; Insecta; Diptera; Drosophilidae. Gene Ontology annotation, biological process: cilium assembly.